AUGGCCGCUGGCGACCGUGAUUUACCUUUCAUUCCAAUACUUUCGAAUAUUGCGUCGUCAUCAAACUCGCAUUCGACUCGCAGUGGCCGAUCGCGCCGUCAUCCUUCAUCCAAUGACGAUCGCGAAGCCAGGGAAAUCAGCCAACUGUUGCUAAAAUUUACUGAACAAAUCCAGGUGGAAAAGCGACGCGCUGAUGAAGCGGAGAGGAAGACCAGAGAAGUCACUGAGCAUCUGAGGAGGGUGAAUGACGCAAGACUCCGAGCGUUGCAAGAGGCCCAGAAGGCGAAUGAGGAACUAAAGCUGUAUAAAACUCAGCUCCUAUUGGCGCAGAGGGAAGUAAACCGUGCUCAAGAUGUCCUACAGGUUGUGGACAGACAAAGACACCAAGCGGAGAAAGAAGCAGCAAAGACCAGAUCGAGAUUCCGCCAAUUAAAUGAGGAUAUGCUUGUCCAUCAGGCGCGAGAGGAAGGUCGACGGAUGGGAAUUCAAGAGGGCCUAGCAAGAGGAAGGGAUCUGGUUUUUCAGGAAAACCGGGCAUUGAACUCAUUCGCAGAGGAUGACAGUCAAGAUAUAGAAGAUAUAGACGAAGACUACGAUCUGGAUUCCAUUGACCAAAGCCACUCAUCGGUUUCCGACACUGCUGACGACGACGUUGACUUUCAGUCACGUCCGCCCUCUACUUUUGAACAUAUUCGACCAUCCACUCCUCCUCCUCUGCCAAUCCCUAUGCCACGACAAGAGCCCAUUCCAGUUCCACCAAGCAUCGUUCGCUCGUCACCUCCUAGGCCCCUGGAAAUUGUCCCACCGGUGAGUGUCCGUGGAGUGACUCCAUCCCCUCGGCGACCAAACGUGCCCAUUCCGCCGGACAACUUUAUACCUCAUCUCGACCAAGAUAACAUUCUUCGUAUGCCACCCCCGUUUGAAUUCCAAAGGGCCGCAACGCCUGAGCGGCCACAGACUCCCUCUGUUACGGGCCGCGAUAGCGACGAACCCCUCAUGGUCCCAGGCCCUCGCGCAAUCAGUUCUCAGAACAGACAUUACCCCCGACCAUCCUCUCCUGAAUCAAACUCGACGACGAUUUCACAAUUUGAGAUGGUGAACGAACCGUUUCUUUCUGCGCUAAGGACGCCCAUGAGCGUUAUUCCUGAAGUCCAGAGUGAUCAAUCGAGUCCAACUCCUCAGAUGAAUGGCCAUCGCGAUCUUCGCCAUCAACACUCAUCGGGCUCUCAUGCCAGCUAUCAAGUACAUCCUACUGCAAACCUUGCCAACAGAGACCGGUCGAAACGAGGUACGCACAGUCGACGUCCUUCAAACGGAAGUCUUUCUGCCCCCCUGCAAGCAAUGCCACCUUCGACCUAUCAGCGUCAUAAAAGUAGCUCCUCGUCUGGGAGUCUGGCUAGCAUAGACAUAGCCAUCCAACCCCCAUCGCGUCCUCUCUCCCACAUAUCGCAAGAUCGCAAUUCAUCACGACGGCUUCGCCCUCCGAAUUCCCCUGAAUUUACAAUGGGACCUUCAAGUACUGCCACCGCCACUAACCAGGAAGCCAUGCCAGGAGGCUACUCAUCGUAUGUCAAGUCACAAGAAUCUGGCGGUCCGCCACCAGUCAUUCCUGACCCAAAAUUAUAUGGACCUGACACUGAUGACGACGCUGUAUCGUCUGCGCAGAGCUAUGACACACUGACAACGCCACCACCCUCUAAUGGGCGGAAUGAAUCCGCGUGGAAUGCUGGUUUGGCCUUAUCCGGACAAGUCCCUCUGUUUUCUUCGUCUGUCACAAGUAAGGGUGCUCCAGUGGGGAAGACUCGAAAGUCGCGAACAUAG
Messenger RNA from Laccaria bicolor S238N-H82, 1821 nucleotides. RefSeq lists its product as uncharacterized. Bases 1 to 1821 code for a protein of 606 amino acids. Lineage: Eukaryota; Fungi; Basidiomycota; Agaricomycetes; Agaricales; Hydnangiaceae. The record is from RefSeq and is a predicted model, not a curated record. The transcript is spliced from 4 exons.